This is a messenger RNA of Polychytrium aggregatum, 715 nucleotides long. RefSeq lists its product as uncharacterized. The coding region runs from base 206 to 646 and encodes 146 amino acids. NCBI's taxonomy places the organism in Eukaryota, Fungi, Chytridiomycota, Chytridiomycetes, Polychytriales. Gene Ontology annotation, molecular function: protein binding. The record is from RefSeq and is a predicted model, not a curated record. The transcript has a single exon.
CCGGGGCACCGUGCGCGACAAGCAGAAGGGUAUCGACAUCAUCCGAGACAACAAAUCGAAUGAGUUCAAGCUUGGAGAAGAUGAAUGUCUGGCAUCUCACUGGAGCAACAUCGAGCCCGACUCACCCGCGUCCCGCAAGUUCUUUGAAUUGUGCCGACUGGGAUCGCAACGGGAUUGGCUCUGUGACCACCUCAUAGCCAUUUGUAUGUACCACGGAUUUGGAACCACGAAAGACUGGGCAAAGGCAGCCGGUAUCUUUGAGCAGCUCGCCAACGACGGCCACUGCGACAGCCAGUUUUGGAUUGGGUGUUGCUAUUUGGAUGGGUGGGGAGUGCCAAAAGACUACGAGAAGGCAUUCGAGUGGUUCGGCAAGUCCGCCGACCAAGACAACUCGUAUGGGCUGUGGAUGGUUGGCUAUUGCUCUUUCUACGGACGUGGAGCCACCGAGGACAAAGCCGCAGCGGUCGAGUGGCUCUGCAAGUCGGCUCAGCGCGGUAAUCGAUACGGACAGUGCUGGCUCGGCAACUGCUACAUAAACGGCUGGGGUGUCGCAAGGGACAUCGAUACCGCAGUGAACUGGUACCGCAAGUCUGCCGACCAGGGUCACGAAGGUGCUAUCGGUCGUCUCAAGGAAAUCGGCAAGUGACCGUAAUGGCGAUAUUGAUAUUCAAUACAUUGACACCUUGGCUGAUCGAGAGACUCAGCAGCUUCCAAA